ACCUUAGCUAAGCUAAGUUAGGUCGGUUCAGUAAUACAUGAAUACAUUCAUAAAGUGCUACUGUAGUUUGUGCUUGCCGGUAAUAUUUACAUUCGUGUCAUUGCGAUAUGAGAGUCAACACUGUCGUACACCGUCAUGGUGUGCCACAUAGCACAUGUUAGGCAUUACACAUGUCAGCUGGAAUGGAUUUCCCCUCCAAGAACAUGUACGACACACUCAAAGAUGAAAUAUGGAAAGAGCUGGGGCCACUGGAUCCGGACUGGUUUGAGGCACUGACAGCUCAAACUACUGACGGGAAUGUCUCUGAUCAAGAUGACCUGUGUGCUAACCAAGAGGGGCAUUUUAAAGCCCCUUUUGAUAAAACUGCAGUAGACAGUCAGCUGUUUUCAACCCCCAAAGUUUUCAGACACAGUCGGAUUGUGUCACCUGAAACUGAGGACGAGCAGUGGUUCACUGCUGAAAAAGAAAAGGAAACGCUGUCAUGGAUGGCAACACAAAGUCCAAAUUUGUUUCACAAUGCAAAAGAGGGGAUCCCAGGUGCAAAAUAUGGAGGUAUUCAGCCUCAAAGUCAGGAUAGUUUUGGUCUGCUUCAUACUCCACAAAAAUCCCCAGUCAACUAUGCCAAAAAUAUAUCUGAAAGUCUUGGUGCACAGAUUCAUCAUGAUAUGUCAUGGACCAGUUCUCUGAACACCCCACCAGCAAUACCAUCCACCUUGAUUUUAACUAAACCUGAUGAGAGUCCCAUCCCAGCGAGUGUUUCUGCAGACAAAAAUGUUGUUUUUGUACGGAAGCUUUUCCCUUCUCUUUCAAAUUCAUCCAAAGUUGGAGUGGUGUCACCCAAAAACGGUGACAUGCCUACCAGUCAGCAAGGUGUUUCCCCUGAGGCUGAUCAGCAUCUAGAGUGCCAUACCUCCCCCCAGAGUUCACUGAAUCAGAGUGACUUUGUUUGGAGACAGAAGCUACCAGAUGCUAUUGAGGAUGGAGAAAUUCGCAGAACCGUAGCAAGUGUUCUUGAUGGAGCUGAAGAUGUUCUCUCUCUAUUUUUCACCAACAGUAGUUCAGCACUGAGAAAAGUAAAAACCGACAGAAUCAAAAGAAAGCAAAUCAUCCCAACAAAAGAACUUGGCUGCACCUCUACAGACGUCUUAACAUCAAACAACGCUGCAUCCAGUGGACAAAGAACAGCUGAUCAGGAGCCUGGCAGACUUCCCUCACCCCCACCUGUGAAAACUGGAGAUAUUGAAAUCACCCAGUGGUCUCCAUUGAGCUUAUCUGAAAUUCCACCUUGUACUGUGGAUACCUCGUGUCGUGAUAAUAGUCCUGCUACACAAAUGGAAAACAAUAUUUCCACAGAACAGCUACAGAAUGACUUUGAUUCUGGCCAGUUUGUCAGGCCACCUGUUAAAAUCAGAGACUAUGGAUUUACUAAGAAAAAGAGAAAGUUUGUUUACACUGUUGAGACGUCGGACCCGCAAGUUCUAGGGAAGGACACGCAGUCUCAAAAGAUGGAUUCAUCACCGGUGAUUCCAGAGUCUGGGCAAGAAGUGAAUGUGAAGCAGUUGCUGAAAGCCCCUGAUGAAGCAGAUUGCAUCGGGAAGAAUCAGAUGCAAAAACAGGGAAAUCUCACUGAAGAAAGUCCUCCAUCUGUUCAAGCAAAAGUCCAGGAACUUGACAUAUCGCAGCUUUCCAGAGAUUUUGCACAAGACUUCAGUCAAAUGUCAGACUCCGGUAAACUGAGUAAAGUAGCAGGGGAUACUCCUCAAAAUGGCUUCUGUCCAUCAGCUUGUCUUUCAGCCAUGAAACAUGCUAACCAGAAAGCAAGGCAAGCAAACCUUCACUAUGACUCUGAUGGCGUCAGUACCAGAUCUUUUUCCACCACUAAUCAACAUAGCUCCAUCAAUGAGGGCACAGGAAGUGACAGUGGAUUCCAGUCGGCUGUUGCAGAUAUCAGUUGUGUGACUGCAUCAUCAUUAGUUCUUCCCAGCUCUGAGAACAAUGGUCAAAGUCAACAGUGGACAGGCUUUAAAACUGAUAUCCACUGGGCCACUCCUUUUCCAUCUACAAAAAAAGGAAAUGGAAAAGUACAGUCGGAUGAUAUUUUACAAGAAGCUGAAACUGAUGCCAAUCAGUCCAGUGCAGUCAAGGACAGCCAGACAGUGGGCCCUGGGAGAGAGAUUGAGUUGCCCAUAGAGAACAAAUCAACACAACUAAUCAGCAGUGCAAAAAUAACUGUUGAUAAUUGCAUUCCACUUAAUGGUCAAGUUCAUGGCAGCCUGCCAGAGAAAACAACAGUUUCUCUUCCUUCUGUCCAUGCAUCAGGAUUCAAAACUGCUUCAAAUAAGGGUAUACAAAUUUCCACAGCCAACAUGGAGAGAGCCAAGCAUCUCUUUGAAGACACCAAAGUGGAAAGUUUUAGUGAUCAGCCCAUCAAAUGUGGCCAUGGUUCUGAAGAUAAACUGCGCAUGAGUCAUGGAUCAGUGAAGAAUCCAACCUCUAACUCAAACCAACCUUCUUCAAGUGAAAAAUCUGUGGAUAGCAGUUGCCAUUUAACAGCUUCACAAAAAGCUGAUGUGACCGAGCUGUGCACUUUCUUGGAAGAAGCAGAUAGCCAGUUUGAAUUUACACAGUUCAAAACUGCAAAGCUAAAACAACAUUGCCAAGAUACUGCCACCUCUGCCCAAAAAGUUGACAAAGAACUUGACCCUGAUUUUCUUACGGGUAUAGACUUUGAUGACAGUUUCAAUUCAGAUGGUGAACAGCACUUGGCAGUAACUAUGAUGCAUGACAAACUUACCUUAGUUUCAGAUGGUAAGCCAAAUCCUGAAACAUGCAUCACAGGUAAAUCCACAUGUUUGCCAUUGCCCAGUGCAAUUAAAAAAGAAAAUUCCUCUACUGAAGAUAUGUCUUUCUCUUCAAAGUACAUCUCUGAAGGCAGUAGAGGUAUUGUGUCAGCUAAAACCAAAAAUCUUGACAGAGCUGGGCACACUGAAACAAGCAAGCUGGAAAACAAAAAUCCAUUGAUGCUUGGUGUGGGAUUUAAGACUGCUGGAGGAAAUGUUUUGAGAGUUUCAAAAAAGUGUCUGAGCAAAGCAAGAGCUCUGUUUGCAGAUUUAGAUGAGAAUCUUGUGACAAGUCAAAAAUUCCCGGACAAGCUAAGUAGUGAAACUGAUGCUAAAACACAGCAGAAGUGCAGCAUGGACAAUCACACUGAUAACUUUUUGCAUCAUAAAGAAGAUAAUUUGAAGUUCACAGGUUAUGGUAAUGAUACUGUGGGCUGUUUUUCCACCAUGACGGAGUCUGUCAACAAAACGGAAACAACCAACUUGUGUCAAAGUGGUUUUCAAAUGGCCAGUGGCAAGGGGAUUUCUAUAUCAGCAAAAGCCAUGCAAGAGGCAGAUGCUUUCUUUAAAGACUGUGACGUUACAGAGAGUAACGUUGCCAUGUCAGUAAAACAGAAAAAGAACAUAGAACCCUUGCCAAGUGUCAGUCAUACGAAAAACCUUCAGAAAUGUAAAAAUGUUCAAGAGAUGGAAGUAAACUUUUCUGAAGAACCAGUCAGUGAAUUUGAAAAUGUGAGUGCUGAGUGCCAUACAGAAGUUGUGCAACAUAAUGUGGAGAUUCCCACUUUUGGUUUUAAGAAUACGCCAGCUUCUUUACAUGGAAACCCAUCUUCGUCUGCAAAAGCACUUCCAUCUGUCUCAUGCACAACAUCAAGGAAUAUUAGCUCCUCUGUCACCAGUGAAUUGAGUAAUGGUGGUGGAUUCUGUACAGCAAGUGGGGAGAAAGUAUUUGUGUCAGCUGAUGCAAUGAAGAAAGCGGAGGUUCUUUUGAAUGACAUUCAUACACCUGAGGACACAAACAAACAACUGAAACAAAAAGAUGCUUUAAGAACAGGUUACCUCGCUAAUCAAAUUCAGGUUUCACCACCCAAGAAUGGUGGCUUUCAGACAGCCAGCGGCAGAGGAGUUGCCAUUUCAUCUGCAGCUCUCAAGAAAGCAAGAUCAUUGUUGAGUCAGUGUGAUGAAGUUGAAGAAAAACCAACACAUUCUAAGAUGCCAGCUCCUGCUCUACCACCCAGGAAGUCAGUGGCAUUUUCAUCUGAUGCCCUCCAGAAAGCAAAAGCUCUCUUCAGUGACAUUAAUUUCAGUGCAGAGAUCCCAGCUGUUUCAGGCACAAGAAACAGUGACAAGAAACAAGUCAGUGCUGGAAAUAAGGAAAUAAUACAAUGUGGUUUCUCGACUGCAGGGGGAACAAAAGUCCAUGUGUCACAGAAAAGUCUGCUGAAAGCUAAAAACCUUUUGAAAGAAUUUGAUGAUGGUUCUGUUUCAACAAAAGCAAAGCAAGAAGCAGGUGCUUUCUUUAAGGACUUGGACAUUAUUGACGGUGAAGAUGGCAUGCUAGAAAAACAUAAGAAAAGUAUAAAACCUUUGAGUGGAAGUGACAAUGAGAGGAAAUUUAAACAAGAUCAGAGGGUGAGAAACAUUUCUGAAGAACCUGGAAGUGGAUGCACUGAGUUUGAAAAUGUGACUGUAAGACCAGUUGUGAACCAUGAAAAAAUGCUGCAUAGUGAUGAUGUAGAGAUUCCCAAAGGGGUUUUUAAGAACACGCCAGAUUCUACCAAUGGAGCAUCUUUACACGGAAACCCAUAUCUGAAGGCACAGACACUUUCUUCCCCAUUGUGCACAACAUCAAAGAACAUUGAUGCCGGAGCCAUCAAUGAAUUGAGCAACAGUGGUGGAUUUUGCACAGCCAGCGGGAAAAAAGUGUUGGAUGACGCUAUGACAAAAGCACAUUCACUAUUGAAUGAAAGUGCCACGGUUGAUGACACAAACAAAGAGCUGAAACACAAAGUAGAGACCAUGCCACCACAGAAUGGUGGGUUUCAGACAGCCAGUGGAAAAGGAGUUACUAUUUCAUCUGCAGCCCUAAAGAAAGCAAAAACUCUGUUAAGUGAAUGUGAAGGAGGUGAGGAUGAAAUCGGUGUAAAACCAACACAUUCCAAGAUGCCAGUUCCUGCUUUACCAUCCAGGAAUUGUGGAUUUCUUGCAGCCAGUGGUAAGCCAGUUGCAUUUUCAUCUGAGGCCCUCCAGAAAGCAAAAGCUCUCUUCAGUGACAUUCAUGUCAGUGCAGAGAUCCCAGCUGUUUCCGACACAAGGAAGAGUGAACACAAAGAUGCUCGAAAUGAUACAGAAAAAAAUCAUUGUGGUUUCACAACUGCAGGGGGAGCAAAAGUCCAUGUGUCACAGAAAAAUGUUUUGAAAGCAAAAGAGCUUUUAAAAAAUUGUGAUGAUGAUUGUAUUUCCACAAAAGAAAUGCAAGAUGCAGAUGCUUUCUUCAAGGACUGUGACAUAAUGGACGGUAAAGAAAGCAUGCCAUUAAAGCAUAGGAAAAGUAUUGCACCUGUCAGUGGAAGUGGCAGUAAAAAUAAAAACCUCUCAAAAUUUGAACAAGAUCAAAGGGCGACCAUAAACAUUUGUGAAGCACCUGGAAGUGGGUGCUCUGAGUUUGAAAAUGUGACCGUGGGACCAGUUUUGAUCCAUGAAAAGAUGCUGCAUAGUGAUGACGUGGAGAUUCACAAAGGGGUUUUUAAGAACAUGCCAGAUUCUACCAAUGCAGCAUCUUUACACGGAAACCCAUCUUUGAUAUCAAAGCCACUUUCUUCCCUAUUGUGCACAUCCUCAAAGAACAUUGGUUGCUCUGACAUCAAUGAAUUGAGCAACAGUGGUGGAUUCCGCACAGCCAGCGGAAAACAAGUAUCUGUGUCGGAUGACGCUAUGACAAAAGCACAGUCUCUAUUGAAUGAAAGUGCCAUGUUUGAUGACACAAACAAAGAGCUGAGACACAAAGUAGAGACAGUGCCACCACAGAAUGGUGGGUUUCAGACAGCCAGUGGAAAAGGAGUUGUUAUUUCAUCUGCAGCCCUAAAGAAAGCAAAAACUCUGUUAAGUGAAUGUGAAGGAGUUGAGGAUAAAAUCGCUGUAAAACCAACACAUUCCAAGAUGCCAGGUCCUCCUCCACCUCCCAGAAAUGGUGGAUUUCGUGCUGCCAGUGGUAAGCCAGUUGCAUUUUCAGCUGAGGCCCUCCAGAAAGCAAAAGCUCUCUUCAGUGACACCAGUUUCAGUACAGAGAUCCCAACUGUUUCAGACACAAGAGAGAGUGAACACAGGGAUGCUCGAAAUGAUACAGAAAAUAUACAUUGUGGUUUCACAACUGCAGGGGGAGCAAAAGUCCAUGUGUCACAGACAAAUCUUUCGAAAGCAAAAAACCUUCUUAAAGAAUUUGCUGAUGGAGAGUAUCAUUCAAAUUCUAAUCUUGCCACAGCCAGUGACAAACAGCCCACAAAGGAAAGUGCCCCUCAGGUGGUUAAACCUUUAACCUCUUUGCAAGUGACUGACAAUGAAAAUGAAACUGAAAGACUCCUCAAAGAAAAGGCAUCUACAGACAGAUUUAAGAUUGAAGAAGGUAAAAUUACCUCAUCAGUGGUGGGCAACCUCCAUGACAGCCUCGGAGAGGAAAUGUCAAGUGUGUCGGACUAUGAAAUAAAUCAGAUAAGCAGCAGUGAGGGAUCUCAGGUAAAAAAGACAGAAGAAUCUCCGGUUCUAUUCUUUCAGUCACUUAACCUAAGUGGAUGCACUGAAACCCAGCAGAAGUUUCUUGCCCAGGAAGCUCUGGACUGCACUAAAGCUCUGUUAGAGGAUGAAAGUCUAAGACUCUCAAUGACUUCAGAAAAUGUGCCACUGCAAGAUAACCAAAAAUGCAGCAACAAAUCUGUUGAGGAACAAAAAGGGACAGGAAAAAGACUCACAGAGGACCCAGAUAUGGCUGGUCAGCCUCCCCUGAAAAGACGAUUACUGGAAGAAUUUGACAGGACUGUUGAUGGUCCAAGAGGUUCAACACUCCGUCCGGAAAUAAGCAGUCCAAAUGUUGUAAUGAAAGACAGGAGAGUUUUCAGAUACAGCGUCUCUCUUCAUCCAAACAUCACGACACCCCAUAGGAAUGGAAUAAAUUAUGUGGAAACCAGAUUGCAAAAGACAACACCAACACGGCACUCAACCCCAGGAGACAGCAGGUCAGCACAUUCCAAGAUGCCCACGUUUGUUCCUCCAUUCCUUAAGAGUGCAAAGACAGAGAGUCGCAAGAAUACAGUGCUCAAGGACAACAUAAGAACACCUCCUGUGUUUGUUCCUCCAUUCAAAAAACAAAGAACUAUUGUCCAACAGAGCUCCUCUAAACCACAGGAGGAGGAGGAUAAAAACCACCAUCUGUUUGUAACGCCCUUCAACAGCAACACUUAUGUACCACCCACUAAGAAAACACAAAGCACUACAGAUGUAACUGGUAAUAAAAGCAAGGACAUUCAGACUGUGGCUUUAGCCGAUACUACAAAUGAUAAUCUGAUUCAUAAUCAAAACCUUCCUGUGGGUUGUGGAUCAGAGAACUCACGUGUGGAGGAUACAUUGUCCAGAAGCCAAGACAUGUUUCAGAAUCUUCCUAACGUAGAGCUGGCACGAGAUAUGCAAGACAUGAGGAUCAGGAAAAAGAAGCGCCAGAACAUUCGGCCUUUGCCAGGUAGUUUGUUUCUAACCAAAACCUGUGGAGUGUCGAGGAUACCAUUAAAAGCUGCAGUGAAUGGAAAGCCUCCUGCGAGAUACACCCAAAAGCAGCUGUAUGAAUAUGGAGUUCAUCAGCAUGUGUACGAGAUCACCAGUGAGACUGCAGAAUCUUUUCGCUUCAAUUUACAGCAGUUUGUCAAAAAGGAAGCAUUUAUAGACGGAGGUGGUGUUCAACUUGCUGAUGGAGGAUGGCUGAUCCCCAGCAGUGAUGGGACUGCAGGGAAAGAAGAGUUUUAUAGAGCAUUGUGUGACACCCCUGGUGUGGAUCCUAAACUGAUCAGUGAGGAUUGGGUGUACAAUCACUACAGAUGGAUUGUAUGGAAGCAGGCCUCCAUGGAAAGAUCCUUUCCAGAAACAAUGGGCAGCCUCUGUCUCAACCCAGAGCAGGUUCUCCUUCAACUGAAGUACAGAUAUGAUGUAGAGGUGGACCACAGUCGCAGGCCGGCUCUGAGAAAGAUCAUGGAAAAGGACGACACAGCAGCCAAAACUAUGGUCCUCUGUGUUUGUGGGGUUGUCUCAAGGGGUCUCUCCCCCAAAAAACACAGUUUUAGUGACAUCAAGACUCCAGGUACUGAGUCCAAGGUUGAAAACCCUUCUGCAGUUGUUUGGCUGACAGAUGGAUGGUAUACAAUUAAAGCCCAGCUGGAUGAACCUCUGACUGCCAUGCUGCACAGAGGACGACUGGCUGUCGGUGGGAAGAUAAUCAUCAAUGGGGCUCAGCUGGUGGGAUCACAAGAUGCUUGCUCCCCUCUGGAGGCCCCUGAAUCUCUCAUGUUAAAGAUUUGCGCCAAUAGCAGCAGGCCCACACGAUGGGAUGCUAAGCUUGGAUUUCACAAGGAUCCACGACCAUUCCUGCUUCCUGUCUCCUGUUUGUACAGCAGUGGAGGCCCAGUAGGAUGUGUGGACAUUGUCAUACUGAGAAGCUACCCCAUACAGUGGAUGGAGAGGAAACCAGAUGGAGGUGUUGUGUUCCGUUCUGUUCGUGCAGAAGAGAGAGAGGCGAGACGAUACAACAGCCACAAACAAAAAGCUAUGGAGAACCUAUUUGCGAAGAUUCAAGCUGAAUUUGAAAAGGAUGAGAAAGGUAAUAACAAACCUCAACGAAGAAGACGGACAAUGACUCGUAGGGAUAUUGCGAGUCUCCAAGACGGAGAGGAGCUCUAUGAAGCAGUGGGGGAUGACCCAGCUUACCUCGAGGCUAAUUUGAGUGAACAGCAGUUGGAGACUCUACGUACCUUCAGGUGUUCUCUGCUGGAGAAAAAGCAGGCUGAACUGCAGGAUCGGUAUCGACGAGCUUUAGAAAAUGCAGAAGACUGCGAAGGUAGCUGUCUGAAGAGAGACGUUACACCCGUGUGGAGACUCUGCUUUGCUGACUCCAUAGGCCAACCUGGCAGUGUGUACCAGUUGAACCUUUGGCGGCCUCCCUCCGAUCUUCAGUCUUUAUUGAAGGAAGGCAGUCGAUACAAAGUCUAUAACCUCGCCACUUCGGAUGGAAAGAAACAUGGCGGUAGCACAACUGUUCAGCUGACUGGGACAAAGAAAACACAGUUUCAGGACCUGCGGGCUUCUAAGGAAUGGUUAGCAACACGUUUUCAACCGAGGGCCUGUAGCCAUUUUGUGGAUCUUCAAAACCAAGAAUUGCAGCCACUGUGUGGAGAGGUCGAUCUCACCGGAUACGUCAUCAGUAUCAUAGAUGGACAGGGUUUCUCUCCAGCAUUUUAUUUGGCAGAUGGGAAACUGAACUUUGUAAAAGUGCGCUGUUUCAGCAGCUUGGCUCAGUCUGGCUUGGAAGAUGUGGUAAAACCAUGUGUCCUGUUGGCUCUGAGCAACCUGCAGCUGAGAGGUCAGUCCAUGUCUCCCACUCCUGUUGUGUACGCUGGAGAUUUGACUGUCUUCUCAACAAACCCCAAGGAAGCUCAUCUCCAGGAAUCCCUCAGCCAACUCAGAAACCUGGUCCAGGGCCAGGAAGACUUCUUUCUAACUGCUGAGGAGAAGCUGUUGCAUUUAGUCAAAUCUGAUGGCCUUACGUCCAUCUCCUCUCCAGCUCUGCAAACACGAACCCCAGCUUCGACAAUACACAGAAGACAGGACACAAAGACGAAUCUGACGUCUCAGCAGCCAGUCAGAAGCCUUGGAUCCUUUACGCCUGUUAGCAGGAACCCUCCUGCAAAAAACUGUUCAACAGAGAAAGACCCUACCAGCUUGAAGAGGAGGAGAGCUCUGGACUAUCUGUCUCGUAUCCCAUCUCCACCACCUCUCCCCCACCUGGGCUCAGUGGUUUCUCCAUGUAUAAAAAAGACAUUCAACCCCCCUCGGAGGUCUGGGACACAAAGCACUUUAAAAACUGCACAGACUCCAGCUCGCAAACCCGUCAGUUCACCGGUGGAAGAUGAAUGGGUGAAUGACGAGGAACUGGCUAUGAUUGAUACUCAGGCUUUGCUUGUUGGUGAUUUAGGUACAUAAGACUGUAUGAUGAUGAUGAUGAUGAUGAUGAACACACUAAACUUUUAAAAAACUGUACAAAUGAGUGGAUGCUAAGGCUAAAAGUCUGCAUGUGGCACAUAUUCUGUGGUUGUUUUUGUAGUCUCUGGACUCAUUAAAGAGGUGAAAUC
Morone saxatilis (striped sea-bass) is the source of this 10225-nucleotide messenger RNA. It is a transcript of the gene brca2, whose product is annotated as BRCA2 DNA repair associated. The coding region runs from base 171 to 10076 and encodes 3301 amino acids. Gene Ontology annotation, biological process: double-strand break repair via homologous recombination; regulation of DNA-templated transcription. Gene Ontology annotation, cellular component: nucleus. The record is from RefSeq and is a predicted model, not a curated record. NCBI's taxonomy places the organism in Eukaryota, Metazoa, Chordata, Actinopteri, Moronidae. The transcript is spliced from 27 exons.